AUGAAGUCGCUAGAUAUAGUCGACCAGGGAAACAGUGAGCUUGAAACCAUUUCGAUGUCAUCUUCAACGUCGCCGCGACGUAUCGAAGCUGCACCUGAACCACAACAACUGUACUUCCCUCCCUUUGCAAACAUAACCCCCACUUUCAACGUUAAGUUCCAACACUAUGCUUCACGAACAACAGCUAUCCUCAAGAAAUACCUGAAGUUCAUCGGGCCGGGACUCGUCGUGAGUGUCUCGUAUCUCGACCCGGGAAACUACCAAACUGCCAUCACAGCAGGUAGCUCGAACCAAUACAGUCUCCUUUUCAUUGUCUUUUUGUCCAACGUCAUUGCCAUUUUCCUCCAGAGUUUAUGUAUCAAGUUGGGUAGUGUCACGGGCUACGAUUUAGCGCGCUGUUGCCGCGAAUAUCUACCGCGCAAAUUAAACUAUAUGCUUUGGAUCUUGGCUGAGUGUGCCAUUAUCGCGACUGACGUAGCUGAAGUUAUCGGAAGUGCCAUUGCGUUGAACAUCUUGUUGCACAUCCCGUUGCCCGCCGGUGUGUGCAUCACCAUCGUCGAUGUCCUCUUUGUGAUGAUGACGUAUCGAGCUGAGACUAGCUCGAUGCGAUUUGUCAAGAUAUUCGAAUAUACCAUUGGCGCGUUGGUGAUGGUUGUUGUCAUUUGCUUUGCUAUUCAGUUGAGCCAAAUCCAUGCUGAUGUCGGAGAUGUCUUUCGCGGGUUUGUUCCUAGCAAGCAGAUGUUUCAAGGCAAUGGGAUGACUGUGGCUACCUCAAUUGUGGGAGCCACGGUGAUGAUCCACUCGCUUUUCCUUGGGUCGGGAUUAGUCCAGCCAAGAUUGCGAGAGUUUGACGUCAAGAAUGGCUACGUGAAACUCGAAGAGAUUACCACUGAUGACAACAAUAAUAACAACCAUGCUGAUGAGAAAAAGGACGAUCAAAAACAAAAAUCAUACGAGAGAGAAGCUGCGUUUUUCUACAACGAGUACAAGCCCUCAUACAAAGCCAUCAAGUACUCCCUCAAAUACUCCAUUAUAGAACUCACAAUCACCCUCUUCACGCUAGCUCUUUUCGUCAAUGCCGCGAUACUCAUCGUCGCGGGUUCAACGCUAUACGGGACUCCAGAAGCGAUCGAUGCAGACUUGUACACCAUCCACGACUUGAUCUCGCGCUCGAUUGCACCGGCAAUGGGUACGAUAUUCAUGGUGGCGCUAUUAUUCAGCGGUCAGAGCGCUGGAAUCGUGUGCACCAUCGCGGGCCAAGUGGUAAGCGAGGGACACAUCAACUGGACCAUACGGCCGUGGUUGCGUCGGUUGAUAACUCGUGGCAUUUCCAUAGUGCCGUGUUUGAUUAUCAGUUUGUGUAUCGGGAGGAACGGGAUGGGGGUAGCGUUGAACAUUUCGCAAGUUAUCAUCUCCAUCUUGUUGGCUCCCUUGACUGCACCGUUGAUAUAUUUCACUUGUUCGAAAAAGAUUAUGCGUGUCAAGUUGCCAGACGACGAUGAAGAAGAACACCAGCAGCAGCGAAGCGGAAGCGAUGAUGAAGAAGAGGCACGGUAUAAGGACAUGACGAACAACUGGGUCACCUCUGUGGUUGCUGUCGUCAUUUGGAUCUUUGUCUCGGUGUUGAAUGUUUAUGCCAUUUACCAAAUGGCCAAGGAUGGCGUUUCCGGUUGA
This is a messenger RNA of Lodderomyces beijingensis, 1674 nucleotides long. The record is from the annotation of a GenBank genome assembly. NCBI's taxonomy places the organism in Eukaryota, Fungi, Ascomycota, Pichiomycetes, Serinales, Debaryomycetaceae.